Messenger RNA from Ochotona princeps (American pika), 623 nucleotides. RefSeq names its product thymosin beta-15A-like. Gene Ontology annotation, molecular function: actin monomer binding. Gene Ontology annotation, cellular component: cytoplasm. NCBI's taxonomy places the organism in Eukaryota, Metazoa, Chordata, Mammalia, Lagomorpha, Ochotonidae. The transcript has a single exon. The record is from RefSeq and is a predicted model, not a curated record. Gene Ontology annotation, biological process: regulation of cell migration; actin filament organization. Bases 70 to 207 code for a protein of 45 amino acids.
GUCCUGCGUGAGCUGCGGUGUGCUGUUCCCACAGACGUCUGUUCUUGGGUCUUCUUGUGUCCAGCCAAGAUGAGUGACAAGUCAGACUUAUCAGAAGUAGAGAAGUUUUACAAGUCAAAAUUGAAGAAAACUAAUACGGAAGAAAAAAAUACUCUUCCAUCAAAGGAAUCUAUCCAGCAGGAGAAAGAAAGUGUUCAGACAUCAUAAGUUGCAGAUCUCCUCCCAAGAGCAAAUGUCAACAUUACUGAAGAUUCUUCAUUUUAGGCCUGUGGGGUUUUGUUGUUGUUGUUGUUGUUGUUAACCUAUGUGUUUGUAGAGAUUUUAGGCACCUUAUGAUUUCUCACAUGUACUUCCUGGUUAAGACAUCAGUGUCCCUUUAAGUUUCAUUUUUACACUUCCUGUUGAUAGCUGAAAUUCCAGAUGGCACAUGCUGUUAAAAAUCACUGAUUACCUCUGUGUGAGUAGUCCUCACACCUUUUACAGAGUAAGCCAAUUUUAAGCUACAAUGUAUGCCUCUGUUGCUUCAUAAUAAUACAAGAAUUUGCCUGCUUUUGCAGCUUCUCAGCUAAACUUUCAUUUCUAAUGUAGCAAUAAAAUAGUAACUAGCAUCAAAAAAAAAGAAA